CAGUAAUAUGGUUGUGUAUUUAUUUCUGGAUAGUUGAGAAACAGGAGGCACUGAUCGCUCUUCAUACUCACAGACACAUUGUAACACCUCCACACACACACACACACACACACACACACACACACACACGGUGCAGCAGCAGAUCGUCAGGAAGCAGAUUCCGCUCACAGCUCUCGUUUUUCGGGCAGCACGGAUAUUAAAUCAGGACAAGCGGAACCAGAAGCGGGUCGGUCAGCGGGCAGGUGUGUCCCGUGCUCAGGCUCUGGUACCGGCUUCGGUUCUGCUGCAGGAGGAGGAAACGUGACGGGAAUCAGAUCGAUGCUCUGAGCUUUAUCACCAUGAUGAUGAACUCGUCAGAGAAGAUGAAGAAGAAGCCUCCGAAGGACAGUCUGACUCUGCUGCCAUGUUUCUACUUUGUGGAGCUGCCCAUCGUGGCUUCUUCUAUGGUGUCUCUAUACUUCCUGGAGCUCACCGACGUGGUGCAACCAGCUCAGGUGGGUUUCCGCUGCCACGACAGAGAACUCAGCAUGCCAUAUGUGGAUGGAGGAGACGAGCUCAUCCCUCUUCUAAUGCUGCUGAGCCUCGCCUUCGCCGGACCAGCUGCCUCGAUCAUGCUGGUUGAAGGUCUGGUGUACUGCCUGCAGUCCAGACUGAAGCUCCGUAGACCUGAAGGGAGCAUCAACGCAGGAGGCUGCAACUUCAACUCCUUCCUGAGGAGGACAGUGCGCUUCGUAGGUGUGCACGUGUUCGGCCUGUGUGCAACCGCUCUGGUCACUGACAUCAUCCAGCUGUCGACAGGUUACCACGCCCCCUUCUUCCUUACAGUCUGUAAACCAAACUACACGCUGGUCGGCCUCUCGUGCGACAGGAACGCCUACAUCACCAGAGACAUCUGCUCAGGUCAUGAUCAGCACGCCAUCAUGGCCGCCAGGAAAACUUUUCCUUCCCAGCAUGCAACUCUGUCGGCCUUCGCUGCUGUUUAUGUGUCUAUGUAUUUUAACUCCACCAUCUCUGACAGCACCAAGCUGCUCAAACCCGUCCUGGUGUUUGCGUUCGCAAUCGCUGCAGCGCUGACAGGUCUGACUCAGAUCACACAGCACCGCAGUCACGCCAUCGACGUGUACGUGGGCUUCCUCAUCGGAGCCUUCAUUGCCGCUUACCUGGCUUUUCACGCCGUCGCCAACUUCAAGUCCUCUGUUGACAUCACUUUAACCCCGCCUCCCCCACCCCCAAAGGAGGACCCUCUUCGAGCACUAACAGAGAGAGGCCAUGAGUCCGUCUACAACAAAGGCCCCGCCUCUGCCUCGGAGAGCAACGAUGAGAUUGCAGCAGCUCCAGUUCCCUUGGAGGGCCUGGGUCCCCUGGGUCCCCUGGGUCCCCUGCAGAGAGAGAAGGACUCCAUGGGGAGCCUGAAGAGAGCCAGCGUGGAUGUGGAGCUGCUGGCCCCCCGCAGUCCCAUGGGAAAGGAGACCAUGCUAACCUUCAGCAAUACGCUACCGAGAGCUAGCAUGAAUGCUAAUGGGGUGCAGGGAGCCAGCCCUGGACAUGAUGACCCCCUGCAGCCGUUGCAGCCGGUGCAGCCGGUGCAGCCAGUGCAGCCGGUGCAGCCAGUGCAGCGGCGUCUGAAGGCAGUCCAGGUCCCUGUGGACCCGAUGCGGUCUCAUCAGCUGGUGUCAGAGUGGAAACAGAAGUCGAUGGAGAUGAGGGGUCUGAGCAUCCGCGACGAGGCAGAGCGGGAGGCAAGUGAGGACGGCUCUGAGGCGGACUCUGUGGGGACAGACGAGGGGGGGUCACAGGUCCACGUCUAUCAGCACCCCUUGCAGUCUGGGAGGGCACCCUCUAGUCGAAACCCCACCCCCCCUCCAGGGGGCGCUAAAGCUGUGGCCACUCCCAGACCGCCACAGAUCCCUGAAGCCGGACCCCCUUCAGUUUCCCCAAAAAGCGCUUUGACUCGGGCCAAGUGGCUCGCCAUCCGAGAGAAGACCAGCGGGGAGGGGUCAGCACGUAGCACCUCUAACCAGCCACGCCUCAUGCAGGUCAUCGCCAUGUCAAAGCAGCAGGGUCUUCUGCCCUCCUCCUCCUCUGAGACCACCUCCACCACCGACCCCCCACACUACCGGCCUCACUCUGACCCGCCGCGGGAGGGGGCAGGGAUCAUCACAGUGGAUGCUCAUGCCCCCCACCAUCCUGUUGUUCAGGCUACAGACCCUCCUCAAGCCCCUCCCCUCGCAGGUAAUGGUAAUCCAUGGGAGUGGUCUGGGGCGCCCAAUGGGGGCGACCCACGUGACACAUAUGACCUCAACAGCAUGACUCGGGGAGACUCCUCCGCCCGCGGCAGCAGCUUCCGGCCUCACAGAUCCGCCUCUCCACGUGCGGCCGUUGACCAUGAGACCGCCUCCCAGGUGGAGAUGUCUGCGGAAGCUCAGCGCAGGGAGAUGGCCAUGAGACGCAAGACAGCGCUGGUUCUGUUGGACCGGGAGAUCCGUAACCAGAGCGAGCAGGAGAACUAUUACAAGAGUCUGCAGGGCCGCAGAUACAAGGAUUAGUUUCUUACCUUUCAAAAUAAAAGCCUUAUUUUCUAACUGCUCACUGACAGCACAGAGGAGGUGUUAACGUGCUUCCUGUUGCUUCACCUGGUGAAGGGGCGGAGCUAAAGUAUCCAUCAGGGAGGUCAGACAAUGGCUCAUCAUUGGGGACAGUUUCAUCUUAAAGCCACCAGAGGGCGACACAGAGACAUUUAGCUCACACAAAUUAUACACAACAUUGAAAAAACAGAAAACAAACAAAAUGGUCCAUAAAGAGUCAAAGAGAACGUACAGUGGGGUGAAGUUUAAGUUUGCUACCAUGGCAACCAUAAAAGUGACCCUAUGUUUCACCUUCCUGUCCAUAUAUGGUCACUUCUGGCUCAAAAUAGCCACCAAGACACAAACCAACAGUUGAACUAUUCUAUCCUCUGUUUGGACACUCAGUGACGUCACCCAUCGGUUCCUGAAGAGGAGUCAUGAUGCCCAGUGAUGGCGGUCGCCAUUUUGGAAAUGGCUACUUAGACUUAUACUUUUUCAGCCUGGAAACAGGAAGAGCUGAGGGGGGCCUUAAGCCCCGUGGCCAACAACUUCAAUGCACCUACCUGUCUUUCAAAUCAGCCGCUCCCUUAUUAUACUAAAUUGUGAAUA
Messenger RNA from Labrus mixtus (cuckoo wrasse), 3173 nucleotides. RefSeq names its product phospholipid phosphatase related 3b (gene plppr3b). The record is from RefSeq and is a predicted model, not a curated record. Lineage: Eukaryota; Metazoa; Chordata; Actinopteri; Labriformes; Labridae. Gene Ontology annotation, molecular function: phosphatidate phosphatase activity. The transcript is spliced from 8 exons. Bases 339 to 2546 code for a protein of 735 amino acids. Gene Ontology annotation, biological process: signal transduction; phospholipid dephosphorylation; phospholipid metabolic process.